UAUUCGAAGGACCUCCAUGCAAAUGCUGACCGAAAUCAUUACCUCACCGAGGGCGCAUAUUAUUGAGGUUUCAUUCUUCGUCCUUCGUCCUUCAUGCCUUUCAGCUUUGCGACGUGCUCGCUGACAGAGCAGAACAUAAAGUCAAUGUCAAAGAGUAUACUUUAUGGAGCUACUUGACAAAGACCUUAACCUUACUGCCAUUUGGCAUUUAAGUCACUGCAACCUGUUUGUUUCCGGACCAAACUAUGAGAGAUCGUGGUUCGAUUGUGCACGAUCAUUGAUAUUGGUGCAACUUCACCUCCUCCCAUUCGUAUCGCUUAUGAUGCCCUGCAAUGGAGCGGGUAUACCCAUUCAUGGGAAUGUGACUGGAAAUCUAUUGGCUCGUGGACGGACCCAAUUUUGGUUUAUCGACACCGCAUUCUGGCCUUGCUGUAUUGGUUCUCUAGCGCGUCUAGCACAAGUCGCCGCUGACAUUAUCUUCCAACUAAGCGAAUGCUCGUCCUCGUCCUUUCCCCUCUGAGGCUUCAUACUAGUUGUGGAUGUUGCCAAAACAGCAUACGCAAUUUAGAGGAUCUGUAAUUUUGGAGAUUUAGCGAUAUUCGACGGCCACAGAUAUGAACGUUGUUACAAAGUAUAUUAAAG
This is a messenger RNA of Guyanagaster necrorhizus, 642 nucleotides long. RefSeq lists its product as uncharacterized. The record is from RefSeq and is a predicted model, not a curated record. The transcript is spliced from 3 exons. NCBI's taxonomy places the organism in Eukaryota, Fungi, Basidiomycota, Agaricomycetes, Agaricales, Physalacriaceae. The coding region runs from base 164 to 520 and encodes 118 amino acids.